Messenger RNA from Apiotrichum porosum, 549 nucleotides. RefSeq lists its product as uncharacterized. The transcript is spliced from 6 exons. Gene Ontology annotation, biological process: intracellular protein transport; vesicle-mediated transport. The coding region runs from base 1 to 549 and encodes 182 amino acids. Lineage: Eukaryota; Fungi; Basidiomycota; Tremellomycetes; Trichosporonales; Trichosporonaceae. Gene Ontology annotation, cellular component: plasma membrane; cytoplasm. Gene Ontology annotation, molecular function: GTP binding; GTPase activity. The record is from RefSeq and is a predicted model, not a curated record.
AUGGGUCUCUCCGUCUCUCGCCUCCUCUCCGGCCUCUUCGGCAAGAAGGAGAUGCGCAUCCUUAUGGUCGGUCUCGACGCCGCCGGUAAGACCACCAUCCUCUACAAGCUCAAGCUCGGCGAGAUUGUCACCACCAUCCCCACCAUCGGCUUCAACGUCGAGACUGUCGAGUACAAGAACAUUUCGUUCACCGUCUGGGACGUCGGAGGUCAGGACAAGAUCCGUCCCCUCUGGAGGCACUACUUCCAGAACACCCAGGGUAUCAUCUUCGUCGUUGACUCGAACGACAGGGAGCGUAUCACUGAGGCCCGCGAGGAGCUCCAGCGCAUGUUGAGUGAGGACGAGCUCCGCGACGCUCUCCUGCUCGUGUUCGCCAACAAGCAGGACCUGCCCAACGCUAUGAACGCCGCCGACAUUACCGACAAGCUCGGCCUCCACUCGCUCCGCCAGCGCCAGUGGUACAUCCAGGCCGCCUGCGCCACCUCGGGUGACGGCCUUUACGAGGGUCUCGAAUGGCUCUCGACCAACCUUAAGAAGCGCGGCCAGUAG